Molecule: messenger RNA, 182 nt
Organism: Candidula unifasciata
Lineage: Eukaryota; Metazoa; Mollusca; Gastropoda; Stylommatophora; Geomitridae
Source: the annotation of a GenBank genome assembly
GUUGUGGUGGUGAUCUCACAGAACCUACAGGAGGUAUCGUGUCACCAAACUACCCGCAGCCUUACUCCCACAAUGCACAGUGUUUCUGGUCAAUCACUGUGUCGCAGGGGAGUGCAAUCACACUGUUCUUUGUAGAUUUUGACAUAGAAGACUCUACCGGAUGCCUGUACGACUAUCUGGAA